Amaranthus tricolor (Joseph's coat) is the source of this 1864-nucleotide messenger RNA. Its product is annotated as protein MAINTENANCE OF MERISTEMS-like. NCBI's taxonomy places the organism in Eukaryota, Viridiplantae, Streptophyta, Magnoliopsida, Caryophyllales, Amaranthaceae. The record is from RefSeq and is a predicted model, not a curated record. The transcript is spliced from 2 exons. Bases 621 to 1049 code for a protein of 142 amino acids.
UUUAAUGUAACGUUUGAUUAUGUUUAUUUAUUAAUAAUAGUUAAUUAAAUUAUCAAAAAUUGUAAUAAAUGGCUGGUACUCACGGGAAAGGAAAAGGUUUUUUUAGAAACUUGCUGAGUGGGAAUAAUUUUAGGCCUACCCUGCUCAGAGUAUAAUUUUUAGAAACUAUUGUCCGGGGGCCCGACGGGAGAUUCGCACGUGCCGGCCCUAGUUCUUCAGGCACAUCUAAGUGUGCCGGACAUAGUCUUGUUGAUAAUGAGCUGCCAAGGGGGAGCAUGCGCUCACAGUCUGCUGGAACGGACUGGUUUGUCACAUCGCCCCACCCCGGGGGCCCCACAGAUACGCGCUUGAUACCCAACUAUGGCGGGCACAAAGCUAAAGUUAUUUUUGACGGCUCUGAGCGUACGCCUCCGGUUCUGGAAUGCCGUAGUAGAAAGAAGCCGUUGGAGGCGAUCAUCGGACUGCGGGAUAUGACCGAUGCGCUUUACGAUGUCUUACCUGCUAUUCCCCUCGGCCGGCUACCAUACAUUAUGUACCAGCACAUCGACUGUGCUUUGAUAUCGGCCUUCGUGGAGAGGUGGCAGUCAGAUACGAACACCUUCCACAUGCCAUAGGGGGAGAUGACGAUUAUGUUGCACGACGUGCAACGCAUAUUGGGCAUAGGUAUUGAAGGUUCUCUACCUACUGAGCCUUCUGAGGGGGAGUGGCAGGUCGGUAUUACUAAUCUGUUUGGGGAGCCCAUGUCCGAGCUACGACGGAAAGGGAUAUUCACCAGCGAUUGUGUCAAUGUUGCUAAAGUGAUGCAGUUGUGUCAUCGGUCCCAAGCUAUGGAGACCCAGUCGAUAGCCUACUACAUGGCUAUUGUCGACUCUACCCUGCUGACAGAUAAGACUAAAACUGGCAUGCGACCUCACCCGAUACUUGCCAUCAACGUCGAUCAGGAUAAGAUCGCCUGGGGUGCGGUGACGCUGGCCUACAUCUAUCGCCAACUGGGAAUGGCAUCUAGGGCUGGUUGCAAGACCAUUGCGGGUUACCUCACAUUACUCUAGGUCGUGAGAUCUACAGGUUGAGGGACUACAGAAGUAUACUGGACUGCAUGACGGAGACUCAGGUAUUGUACAUCACAUCACACUUUUUAUGCAGGUUAUUUUAAUUUUAGAUUAUUUUUAUAUGUUAACUUGGCUUGUAUGCAAGUGGAAUGGACUUCGUACAUGUCUUCUCCAAGGGCAUUGCUGAAUGAGCACCCACGCACUACCUUCAUCGGGGGUAUCACUUGCUUUGAUAUUGUCGAUGUGUAUUUUCCGGAGAGGACAGUGCGAUAGGUCGGCUUUGUGCAGGCUAUUUCCCCUCCUCUGAGACCAGCCCAGGCGGUACGACUGGCACACGGUACCUACUCCGUGACCUUUGCUUCUCCACCUGUGUACUUGGAGGCAUGGAGUAGGUUCUCGUAUAGUGCCCGUCUUGGUGAUUAGGCACUUCGUCGGACAUCUGUUCCAUCAGAGGCUGAUCCUAGUUACGUUGACUGGUUCAGAGUGUGCACCUACCCAUACGUCGUCCCCGGCGAAGACCGAGUGCCGGUUUUGGUCCAGCUGAAAGCAGAUUGGAAUACUUUUUGAAUGAAUGGCCGAGUCGAGUCGCUCCAUUGGCGAGAUUACCUGCUGUUGUGGAAAUGACUCCUCGGGAAAGACAUGCUUUAGAUGUAUACCUUGCUGAUGUUAAAGGUUUAUUUGCUAAAUGGCAGCUUAAGGGGCAUGGCCCUUUAUAGUCUGUAUUUAAUCUAAUUUACAUUAAUGCUUUUAUUUAUUUACAUCAACGCUUUUUACAUUAAAUUUAAUUCAUGUUUACAUCAAUGCUUUUAUUAAUU